Quercus lobata is the source of this 1594-nucleotide messenger RNA. RefSeq names its product receptor like protein 29-like. NCBI's taxonomy places the organism in Eukaryota, Viridiplantae, Streptophyta, Magnoliopsida, Fagales, Fagaceae. Bases 136 to 1080 code for a protein of 314 amino acids. Gene Ontology annotation, molecular function: protein binding. The record is from RefSeq and is a predicted model, not a curated record. The transcript has a single exon.
AAUUGAAUAUUAUUGGACCCACUAGACCAAUUCAAGAAGCCUACAAAUGAUCGAAUCGAAGGCCUCUUUCCCCAAAACUGCAUAAUUGAAAAUAAUUUGAGAGCAUCAAACAAUAAACCAUUAUCUGCAUAGACUAUGUCAGAAAUUACCAGCUUGAGGGUCCUGAACUUAGCCCAAAACAACCUACAGGGAGAAAUCCCCAGCAAGAUUGGUGGAAUGUUCAAUUUAGAGCAACUUGAUUUGAGUUACAACAAUAUAAUGGGUGAAAUCCCAGGAGAAAUUGGAGGGCUAGAGAGUUUGACCAUAUUAGACCUGAGUUGGAAUGGAAUUGAAUGGAAUGUGCCUAGUUCUCUUGGUCAGCUUCAUGUUUUACAAAAGAUUGACUUGAGCUCAAACAGGCUUGUGGGAAUGAUUCCACCAGAUGUAGGGAAGCUCAACAGGUUGGCCUUGCUUGAUUUGAGCCACAAUCUUCUUAAUGGGCCUAUCCCUGAAACACUCUCAGGUUUAGAGCAUUUGGAGUAUCUACUAGUUGAUCACAACCCUAUAAAUACAAGUAUACCUUUGUCUAUAGGGACGCUUAGGAAUCUCAAAUCACUGAGCUUCUCUGGGUGUGGACUUACAGGCCCAAUACCCAACUCUACAGCUACAUUGGAAAAUCUCACUGCUCUUGAUCUAGACAACAACAAUCUCACUGGGACAAUUCCUCCAAAUUUAGGGGCACUUCCAAAUCUUGAUCAGCUAAACUUAAGCUACAAUCAGCUAAGUGGGCAGGUACAACUCUCAGAGGAGUUCAUUGACAAGCUUGGGAAGAGGCUGGAUAUUAGAGGCAAUUCUGGGCUCUGCACAAGCAACCAGACGUACAAAAAGCAGAACAGUUCUACAUCUCUCGAAGCUCCUGUUUGUUUGAAUACAACAGGACCCAAAAAUGACAAAACGAUGUCUGAUAAACAACCAGAUGAUGAUGAGAGGAUGAAGCCAUCUUGGUAUCACGACAAGAUGAGUUCAAUUUCUCCCCUACAGAUGAAUCAAAAGCUCAUUUCACUUACUUUAGCUGCUAGUUUUUUGUUGUUUGUUUCAUGAUUUUCUUAACGUGGGACUGUAACUAAGUGUUAAUUCUAUAUGAGAGUCAAGCCAGUCACUAGUUUUUGUUUCAGUUUUUUUGCUGAAAUAGUUUUUGUUUCAGUUUAUAUUCACUAGUCAUUUUCUUUGCAUUUUUGAGAUAUGCAUAGAUAAGUUAAUGCAACGUACCGAUAGACAUUAAUCAAUGGUUGAAAAAUUGGGACCGCCUGCAAGUGAGAAAAAGCUAGGGACCAAAACCCCUUUUGAGGAUUUUUUGCUAUCUACCAAGAAACGCGAAUCUCAUAAAUCUCAAGUCUAAUCAACUAAUGUUGCCAUCUAUCAAUUGCAGCAGAGAAAAGUAGCAGAGAAAAGUAGAAGUGUCGGGUGUUAUCUUUAUGGAGCAUUCACCCUUCUCAAGUUAAAAGGAUAUGCUUCAGUACUUUUGUAGGAGAGAGAGAGAGAGAACCUCAAAAUCAUAUCAUAACAGUAGUGCACAAAUCAAGGGUUGUGUCAUAAUCCGAAUAUUACUUCUACC